AAGAAAGUGAACGAAUGCCACCAUCUAUCAUCUGGCAUCCACUUGUUUGUUUUUGUCUAGAAGUUGUCAUUAGCUUCGGUGUAAACAUUUACAGGUAAACCGAAACAGUUUCAGAAAUGCUGGUUGCCCAGCGUCGUCUCCGCGUCAGCUUCAAUGAGUGAAAGCGUCAGAAUCCCCUUGUUCAGGAGUCUAAAUUUAUUUUGAGGCCAACAAGAAAGGAGAGGUUUUAAGAUGACUUUGACGACCAACCGUUAGGUCUUGUAAUCGCCCAGAAAGUGAAGAGUUUCUGCUUUUUCGUGCCCAAGCUUAUCUUCUUGAAGAAUGGAUACCGCAGUCAGUCCUAUAGACAUCCCUUUGUUGCCCACUCCUUCGACAAGUUCUGCUAGUCCCAGUGUUGAACUCAGGCAUGAUUUUGAAGUGCUCAGCAGUAAUGCUACAGAUUUCUCGUCUGCACACACAAGUCCUGAUGAUUUCAGGAACUCUCAUGCCAAAGAGUGUGAAGUGAUGUGUCCCGAACCUAAAAGCAUGAUUGCAGACAGUCUGAAAAUCUCUCAACGCAAGCAGCCACGGACCUGCCCUGUUGUGUAUGAGAGUCAGAUAUCACCAGAGCUGGAAGGUAUCAAACUCAAGAUUAAAAAGUCUCCAACACAAGAAGUGUUGCAUCAGAGCACAUCAACAACAGCAGCUGGGCCAAGAAACAAACCCAAAACUGUCAGAUUGAAAACACCAAGGGCCCGCAAACCGACGGCGGCGGGACCCAAAGGCAGAAGACGUAAAAGAAGGAAGAAAGGCCAGUCUGACGAUGGUUCUGAUGAAAAUGAAGAAGAUCAAUACGAUUUUGUGCACAUAAAUGGUUCAUCAGCGGUGACUGUUAACGACAAUAUUGGAGCCCAAAGUGUCUGGGCUAACGAGCGAAUGCCCCCUGAAAUCUUGUCCAAAAUUUUCAUGGAAGUGACUUACACUGAAGGAUGCGUCCCCACCUUGGUCAGGUUAUCGCGAGUUUGUCGGCUGUGGUGGAAAGUUUCCACGGGACCGUUGUUAUGGCAUACAGUUGAUCUAGCUACAGGCCGAGUUAAAGAAAAACAUCGAACAGAGGGAAAACUUCUUUGGCUUCUUCGCAAUCGGUUAUCGCGCGUACAAGAUUUGGCUCUAGGUGGCUGGAAUUCUGCACUGAGUCGAGCUGCAGUUGAAGAUUUGUCUCGAACCUGCAAUGAUCUGAAAGCGCUGAGCCUUACUGGUUGCAAAGGUUUGAUGGGUGAUAGUCUGUUGAACGUCAUACAAAAGUGCAAAAGUUUACAAAAGCUUGACCUGUCGGCCAUUUCGCCUUACACGGCCAACCCACGGGGAGCCAUUUCGAGUGGAACCUUGUGUGAGCUAACCAAAGUAAUGGGCAGUCGGCUUUCCCAUUUGAAUUUGGCGAAUAACUGCACGACGGGAAUUCAGCAGAUUGUCAUUGCUCUAGCGGUUUCUUGUCCUAACCUGCAAGUUUUAGACUUGUCUAACACACGGACGGCUACGCGGGACACGGUUUGCAUUAACAUCGAACAGUUGCAAGAAGGUUGUCCCAAGUUAAGGGUCUUGCGUCUGACCAAUAGCCUCAUCCGGCUAUCAGCUACGCCUCUUAAAGAUCAAGCCGCAUCUCUUGGAUUUCCUCACCUAGAGGAGCUCAGUAUUGCGGUCGACCCCAAGGCCUACAUCUCGCUAGACAAUGCUUCAAUUGAACGUAUUCUCAAAAACGCUCAUAAAUUACGACUACUUGACGUCCGCGGAUGCACUUCCAUCACCAAUUCUAGUUUGGUCCGCGUUCCGGCCUGGGAUCUCGAACAUCUCUUUUUAUCAGGCUGCACCGCAACACGCCACUCAGCCGAUGGGCUGGAACUAGUAGUCAGAAAAUGGCGCCACAGUUUGGUCGAAAUUGAUCUCUCUUGGACAUCUGUCAGUGAAGCUCUCGACCAGGCAGUUAUGGCUCUUGCCGAAGACCCAGAAUCACCUCUUAAAGUAUUGGACUUAUGUGGAUCAUCGGUUAGUUUUCCGCCUAUUCGUCAAGUGCUGUGUCAUUGCAGUCGACUGCGUACGCUAAACCUGUCUUCGUGUCGAGCUCUCCCGCGUGGAAUCAAGCGCCUUUAUGACGGCGUCACUCAACUGUCUUUAUUAAGAACAGCUAUCCAAGCAGGUCGGUUUGACGAUAACAAUGAUCAGGUUGACGACUAAUGAGGAAAAUUCGCAAAACACCCCCUCAUCGUUCGUUUAAUAACCGUAUCAACCUUCCCAACCUUUCCCCCAUCCUCCUCUUCUUCAAUUAUCUAUCCGGUGAUACCGGCCUUCUGUUUUAAAUUAUUAGUGACCAAAGUGGUUAUGAAGCAAUAGGGCGAACUAUGCCAGUUUCUUCUCUAGCCACUUGAGUUGUAUUGUAUUUAAUGGUACGUCGCAGUUAUAAUGACCCAGGAGCCUAUUCUGAAAAUACUCCGUGCAGUCGACAUCAUUAUAUACUUUUAGUGUGUUCAAUAAGUCCGUGCCCAUGCCAUAUACGACAAAUACUAAAAGUUCUUAUUAAGUUUUUGACAAUGUUAUCCAUUUUACAAAGGACAAAUGAUAUCUACUAUCUUCUCGUGUGUUAACAUUGUCUGUUCAUUGUUUCGUUUUCUUUCAAUUUGUUGGAUCACCUUCUCAAAACUGCUACAAUUACGUAUACCUGUUCACCCUUCUUUUCCUGAACUUCAGUUUUUUCGCUAAUCCGUUUUGUUGUUGUUUUAUUUUGUUUUCAUCUUCUUCCACUUUCUCAUCCUUUUCUUUCUCUCUUGCUAUAUAUACCGAAAGCCAAGUAUUGAAAGAUCAUUAGUACAUUUAAAUUUUUCUUUUAUUAUUAAACAUAGUUCAAAGGCUUUUGCACAACUCAGAAUUGUUUGGUAUAAUUGUAAGCGUGAGUGUGUGCGGUGCGUGUUUCGCUAGCCUCGGGAGUUCCGCGUGAACGUCGUGAUUGUAUACAGCAUGGAGGAGUUGGAAACCUUAGGUUUGCUCCGUAGGUUUGCUCUCUCGUGUACGAUUAUUGACGUAUUAUAUUCGUGUAUGCUGUUCAUAUACAAAAAUAUACUCCCUGAACUUGA
Molecule: messenger RNA, 3104 nt
Organism: Daphnia carinata
Lineage: Eukaryota; Metazoa; Arthropoda; Branchiopoda; Diplostraca; Daphniidae
Gene: Fbl6
Product: F-box/LRR-repeat protein 6-like
Exons: 7
Coding region: 322-2211 (629 amino acids)
Cellular component (GO): SCF ubiquitin ligase complex
Molecular function (GO): protein binding
Source: RefSeq, a predicted model, not a curated record